Molecule: messenger RNA, 743 nt
Organism: Brassica napus (rape)
Lineage: Eukaryota; Viridiplantae; Streptophyta; Magnoliopsida; Brassicales; Brassicaceae
Product: protein disulfide-isomerase 5-1
Exons: 5
Coding region: 102-536 (144 amino acids)
Biological process (GO): protein folding
Cellular component (GO): endoplasmic reticulum
Molecular function (GO): protein disulfide isomerase activity
Source: RefSeq, a predicted model, not a curated record
CAUGGAUACUCGUCUUCUCUGAAUCUCUGGUCUGGUGGUGUAUUGAUUUGCAGAAGAUUAGAUUGAAUUGAAUUUGAUUGCUGAAUCUAGCUUUAGCUACGAUGAAGCUCGGUGCUAGGCUUAUUGCUUUUAUGCUUCUCCUAUCUCUUACGAUUGUACUAACGAAAGCGGAAGUCAUUACGUUGACCCCUGAAACUUUCUCCGACAAGGUGAAGGAGAAGGAUACUGCGUGGUUUGUAAAGUUCUGUGUUCCUUGGUGUAAGCACUGCAAGAAAUUGGGGAACUUGUGGGAAGAAUUGGGGAACGCAAUGGAAGGUGACGAUGAAAUUGAGAUUGGGGAAGUAGAUUGUGGUAAAAGCAGAGAUGUUUGCACCAAAGUUGAGAUUCAUUCCUAUCCAACGUUCAAGCUAUUUUACAAUGGAGAAGAAGUUUCAAAAUACCAAGGUAAAAGAGACGUUGAAUCGCUCAAGACGUUUGUUGUAGAGGAAACUGAAAAGGCAGCAGAAAAAGCACAACUUGAAGACAAGGAACUGUGAUUCAUCCUUUUGUUCAUUCAGUUUUGCUUAUGCAGUUGACUUAGUUUCACCACAAGUUAGAUAGGCAUGGUGGCGGAAUAGAUCAAGUCUUUUGGAUUUAUAUGCCUUCCAAACACAUACUGUUUUUUCAGUUUCAGUGCGAGACAACGAUCACUGACACUCUUCUGUUGUAUUUUCGUUUACGAGCAAUUGCAUUGUGCUUUGAUA